Messenger RNA from Didymodactylos carnosus, 606 nucleotides. Lineage: Eukaryota; Metazoa; Rotifera; Eurotatoria; Philodinida; Philodinidae. The record is from the annotation of a GenBank genome assembly.
AUGGCAAAUCGUUAUUCUCGAAAUCUUAGUGCGUCAUUGUAUAUUCGCAAUGUAAGCGAACGAGCUCGAUAUGAAGAUUUAAAACGUUUAUUUUCACGCUAUGGAAAAAUCGUUGAUAUUACAGUCCCACUCGAUUAUUAUACAAGAGAUUCAAAAGGUUAUGCGUUUGUUGAAUUUGAAGAAGCUCGUGAUGCUGAAGAAGCACUUUAUGCACUGGAUCAUUAUCGUUUACUUGGACGCGAAUUAGAAGUCGAGUUUGCUCGUGGAGAUCGAAAAACUCCAUCAGAAAUGAGAUCAAGAGAAAAAGAAUCGCGAUAUAAUGGAUCGAAUGGGCGAGGUGGAGCAUUUCGACGAGAUUAUGAUCGAGGGAAAGAGAGACAUACGUCAAGAUCGAGAAGUCGCAGCCGUGAUCGUCGAGUAAAAAGUUACUCACGCGAACGUUCAUUAGGAAACAAAAAGCGUUCAAGCCGAUCGGGUUCAAGAGGAAAAGAACGUUCAAGAACACCAAGAAGACCAUCAAGUCGCUCACAUUCCAAAUCGGCAUCACCAGUUUUCAAAAGUCGUGGACGCCGUGUAUCUCAUUCAGCAUCGCCAGCAGAUGCUUAA